UGAACACAGCAUCUGGCGUUACAUCAGGCACCAAGGACAUUGGACUGUGACAAUUCACCAUGGCUUACUGCCUGCCAAGAAAGAACACAGUGAAAACCAUCUUUCGGGGCAGUUGUUAUAAAGUACAGGAACCUUGGGAUCUUGCACUGCUUACAAAGAAUUGGUGUACUAAUUUAGCCAACAUCAGAUUGCCUUUCUUGGAAGAGAUUACAUUUGGUGGUACUGUGCAACUUGCAAAAUGUAAAACUGCUAAGAAUGGUCUGCUUCCUUCAGCAGAAUCCAUCAAACUUGAAAGGGAGUAUGAAAUGAAGCGCCUAACUAAACUUAAAUGCCAAGAAAAUGUAUACAAGGAAAUUCAGUCUUCUCUAAGGGAAGGGAAAGCUGGUUUGAGAAGACCUCUGCAGCCCAAGUGACAGUUACCUCAUCGAGUCUGUGCUGUUUCCUGCAUCCACAGUGGGUAAAGGGCUCCCCGCAACUCUUUGUAUAAAGUUCAGACACAGGAAUGCAUACUGGUAGACGAGCCAGUGCCUAGACGUGGAUGAGUGGACAGCUCCGACCAACAGGCCUCCUGGGUCCCUGUCACACUUUUCCUUUGUAUCACAAGUAGCACACUGUAAGUAGACAGAAGUGCACCUGAAGUUGAGUCACUUGUGUGUUCAUUUUAAUUUUUGUGAUACUGCACUAAAGAAAGAGGCAGCUUCUUCUCAGAAGCAUUAUUUUGAAGAAACAUUUUGAAUUUGCAUCUGGAGGUCCCAUGGAGGUACUGAAAAGAAGGCAAAGAGAAAU
Messenger RNA from Castor canadensis (American beaver), 786 nucleotides. It is a transcript of the gene C9H4orf36, whose product is annotated as chromosome 9 C4orf36 homolog. The record is from RefSeq and is a predicted model, not a curated record. NCBI's taxonomy places the organism in Eukaryota, Metazoa, Chordata, Mammalia, Rodentia, Castoridae.